AUGAACCGCGGAUCAGGUCCUCAGAACAUCUUCCGCGCGCUCGAUCGUCUGCGCCAGCAAGCUCAGCAGGCGUCACAGCAGUUCAACAAUGCUGGCAAGCCCGGCGGAAGCAGCGGUGGCAGUGGAGGCGGAGGACGUGGAGGCCCUCCCAACCUUGGUAACAUUUUUGGCGGUUCCGCUGGUAUCAUUGCGCUAGUCACCCUUGGUUUCGGUAUCAAUAUGUCGCUCUUCAACGUCGAUGGUGGUCACCGUGCUAUCAAGUACUCUCGUCUCUCAGGUAUCAAGGAAACCAUCUUCAACGAAGGUACCCACUUCAUGAUCCCCUGGUUCGAGAAGCCUAUCGACUACGACGUCCGUGCCAAGCCUCGCAGCAUCGCCUCCCUCACAGGUACUAAGGAUCUUCAAAUGGUUUCUCUCACUUGCCGUGUUCUCUCUCGUCCACGUGUUGAUGCGCUUCCGACCAUCUUCCGAGAGCUCGGCGCCGACUACGACGAGCGUGUCCUGCCAUCCAUCGUCAACGAGGUGCUCAAGUCGGUCGUCGCUCAGUUCAACGCUUCUCAGCUCAUCACACAGCGAGAGAUGGUCUCGAGAUUGGUGCGUGACAACCUCACUGCGCGUGCGCAGCGCUUCAACCUUGUCCUCGAUGACGUCUCCAUCACCCACGUUUCCUUCUCCCCCGAGUUCACCCACGCCGUAGAGGCCAAGCAGAUCGCACAGCAGGCUGCUCUCCGUGCCGCCUUCUUAGUCGACCAGGCCAUUCAGGAGAAGGCUUCCAUCAUUGUCAAGGCACAGGGUGAGGCUAAGUCUGCCGAACUCAUUGGUGAAGCCGUCAAGAAGAACAAGGGUUUCCUUAAGCUUCGUAAGCUCGAAGCUGCUCGUGACAUUGCUACCAUCCUCUCGCAAGCCGGUACCAACAACAAGGUAUUGCUUGACGCCGACACGCUCUUGCUCAAUGUUGCCAACGAGGACCCUAACCACUCGUAA
Ustilago hordei is the source of this 984-nucleotide messenger RNA. Its product is annotated as putative PHB2 - prohibitin. Gene Ontology annotation, cellular component: membrane; mitochondrion. Lineage: Eukaryota; Fungi; Basidiomycota; Ustilaginomycetes; Ustilaginales; Ustilaginaceae. Gene Ontology annotation, biological process: mitochondrion organization. The record is from RefSeq and is a predicted model, not a curated record. The coding region runs from base 1 to 984 and encodes 327 amino acids. The transcript has a single exon.